CUUCAUUCUAGUGAUAACAGAUUUCACCCUGCUUUCAACAUUCUCACAUCUGUCAACUCAAUCCAAAUGUCUACUCCAGUUCAAUCUUCAUUGGCCGACCUCAAGGCAUCCACUGCUCAACUUGUGGGCAUCAUUGCCGGCGCCUGGCAUGUCCCGGCCGGCUCAGUGCACGUCCACAUUGCUCUGGCAAGGCAGGUCACCAAUUGGUUGGCUGACAUCAUCCGGGUGCAUGAGAAAGGGGAUUACAUCCCUGGCAUUGUGGCUUCCUGUUCUAAGGAGCUGAUGAGGGUGCGUUCCAUGACUCCCCAGGUGUUGCCCAACUGGCACAGCAUUGGCCAUGAUGAUCCCCGGGUGGCUAGACACGCCUGGCGCAAGCAGGUCCGUGCCUGGGAGGCGUUGGGUGACAAUUCCUGUGAUCUCCCUGUUGUUUCUAAUCCUUCCACUGGCCCACUGACUGUCAAUCUUCCGUCUCCACCUGUCCCUUCCCCCGCACCUGUCCCUUCCCCCGCCACUGUCAUUCACUCCCCUCCCGUCGUCGCCGGCAAUGUCGCCGGACCUUCCGGCAAGAUGACCUCCGAGUUCCGGGACAAAGGAAAAGGUAAGGCCAUUUCUGUUGACUUGGAGCCGGAAGUCGGAGGGAGCAACAAGAGGAAGUCCCCCAUGAUUUCUGGACACUCCUCCCAACCUCCGAAGUCGGCGAUGAAGGGUCACAAGCGUGUCAAGUCAACUGGACCCCCCAAGUCAAAGCUGUUUGUGGAGUCGAAAGAUGAUGAAGACCCAAUUGUUCAGCCGAUUUCACGUGGAGUGCCGGAGGUCGUCCUUCCCCAGCUCUCCACCAUUGUUGUAAGGAAGCCCCAGUUGCCUCGUUCACCUGGUUCCCCCAAGAAGCAAUCAUUUGGGCCUGCUUCGGAAUCUCCCAUCAGUCGUCCAGAGGCUCGGGCAACCUCCGGCAGUCGUCCGGAAGUUGAGGAGUCCACUGGUGAUACUUCCAGCGCUUCGGACGGUGACCCUCCGGCCACUACCACAUUUGAUAUCACCAUUCCCGGCCCAAACAACCCCUGCCAUUAUUGCGUCAAGGAGAAUUGGCCCUGUGCGACUCGUUUGGACAAGAGGUCCAGCCUCCCCUGCUUGUCUUGCAUCCACUGCUCCACCAAGAAGAUCAAAUGCAACCCGGCAUCUCUGGGAUCCCCGCCCAAACGGACCCGAGGGAAGUCUACCACGGGACGGACGUGUUCUAAGACACCUGCCCCUGCUCCAUCCACUGCUCCGUCUCCCUCCCGGUCAAGGGCCCGGACUCGUAGUCAAUCUCGUGGCCCAUCCCGAACUCCGGCCAUCCCUGCUGCAAGUACACCCCAGGUGCAGUCACGUGGUCGCAGCAAGACCAUCACUACCAAGAAGACACCUGCACCUGCACCUGCACCUGCACCUGCGCCAGCUCCUCGCAUCGCUAUUCUUGAGGCUCGGGUGCAGGAGCAGGAUGCUAAGAUUGAUACCCUGCAACGCCUCCAUGAGAGCCCCCGGCACACGAUGGUCGACCCGCACCCUUCAUUUUCACUUCCGGACACACCGGCCGAUGCAACAAUCUUGCUUGAUCAAUCUGUCAUGGAACCCACACCCUUGAUGGUUGAGGAUGGAUCUGCUAUGGUAGGUCUCAUGGUUGAGCCCACCCAAGUUCAGCCUGAGGGUCCACAAUCCUCCGGCGAAAUUGUGCUCCCGGAUGAACCAGGCAACCUCUUGCCAGAAUCCUCCGGCAAUAUUGUGGUCCCUAAUGAACCAGGUAACCUCCUGCCAGAAUAUGAUUCCUCUGAUGAGGAUAUGGAUGUUGAGGGGAAGGUUGAUCUUCCUGGUGAGGAGGUUGCAAUGGCUACAUAAUUGCUCAGUGAUAGAUGUACAUAAAUCUUUUUCAAUGCAUGUUACCUAUCCCACAAUUGAAUGAUUCAAUAAUCAGUCCC
Suillus plorans is the source of this 1952-nucleotide messenger RNA. RefSeq lists its product as uncharacterized. The record is from RefSeq and is a predicted model, not a curated record. Bases 67 to 1872 code for a protein of 601 amino acids. NCBI's taxonomy places the organism in Eukaryota, Fungi, Basidiomycota, Agaricomycetes, Boletales, Suillaceae. The transcript has 8 exons.